Molecule: messenger RNA, 1492 nt
Organism: Puntigrus tetrazona (Sumatra barb)
Lineage: Eukaryota; Metazoa; Chordata; Actinopteri; Cypriniformes; Cyprinidae
Gene: nqo1
Product: NAD(P)H dehydrogenase, quinone 1
Exons: 7
Coding region: 284-1111 (275 amino acids)
Cellular component (GO): cytosol
Molecular function (GO): NAD(P)H dehydrogenase (quinone) activity
Source: RefSeq, a predicted model, not a curated record
CCCACCAUGACACAGCGCCCGCAUUUAGACCAAUCAGCGUGAAGAACCAUCGGCCGCACGCAGUCUGCCCUGCAAUCGUAAAUCUGGUCAACAGAGAAAAAGGCACAUCUUUGUAGCGACACAGUCUACAUACGAGGCGUUUUGCAUAAAUGCAAAGUUAUACAAUAACAGAGACCGAAAUCGGAGACACCGCUGUGCACGCGAGGGCUGGGGCAAGCUUAUAAGAGCAGCUCAUUGUAAAGCGACAGGCUUCUCUCCUCAGUCCUGGGGCAGAAUUAGAGAAAUGGCACAGAAGACAGCACUGAUUGUUUAUGCCCACCAGAGUCCCGCUUCAUUCAACGCUGCUGCACGGGAUGUAGCGGUUCAGGCUCUGACAAAGCAAGGCUACAAAGUCCUAGUCUCGGAUCUGUAUGCUAUGAACUUCAAAGCCUCCGCGACUGCAGAGGAUAUUAAGGGUGACGUGAAGAAUCCUGAGCACUUUAUAUACAAUGAGGAGAUGAUGCUCGCAUGGCAGGAUGGUCAUUUAAGUGAUGAUAUUGCAGAAGAGCAGCACAAGUUGGAGCAGGCAGAGCUCGUUAUCUUUCAGUUCCCUCUCUACUGGUUUAGCAUACCUGCUAUCAUGAAGGGCUGGAUAGACAGAGUCUUAACUCAAGGAUUUGCCUUCACCAUGCAGAAGUUGUAUGAUAACGGCGUUUUCAAGGAUAAGAAGGCCAUACUUUCAUUCACCACUGGGGGAAUAGAGUCCAUGUAUAAGCCAGAUGGCCUCCAUGGAGACGUCAACGUUGCCCUCUGGCCUUUACAGAAUGGAGUGCUGCGUUUCUGUGGCUUUCAGGUCCUCGUCCCCCAGAUCUUCUGGUGUCCAGCACACACGCCUCCAGAUGGCAGAAACGCCAUGUUAGAAGCAUGGAGGGAAAGGCUGAGUGGUGUAUUUGCCGAAAAGCCUCUUUCAUUUGCGCCGACCAAAUACUUUGACCUUACCUUCCAAGGAGGAUUUUGCCUACGGCCGGAGGUGAAGGAAAAGUAUGCCUCUGAGUCCUAUGGCAUUACCACUGCACAGCAUUUAGGCAAACCGCUUCCUCCAGACAACCAGCUCAAAGCUAAACAAAGCUAAAGGAUCCAGUCACGCAAGUCAAUCAUCCAAGGAAUUUAUCGAAUGAAGGAAUUUUAGGUCAAAUGCGUUUAAUAUAAAAUUAUUCUAAUUACAGCAUCCAGCCUUAUAACCAUAACCAACAUUUACCUACCAGCAAUAAGCUUGAAAGAAAUUAAUGUUACUAUUUAAAUAUUAAUCAAGAAAUCUCGCAUUAUUAAUAUCUUAGUAUUUUUUCAUAGCCAUACUUACAUUGGUGUAAUGUUUAUCAAAUUAUUUAAUGAUGCUAUUUUGUGGAUGUGGAUUUUAUAUGAUAGGCUGUAUAUGGAUAUUACAAUUUGUGAAACUCAUUCUCAUGUACAAGGUGCAAUAAAAAAAUAAAAAAAUAAAUAUAUGACACUACUA